AUGGCCGUUUCUAGUAACGUCCGUGUAAAAUCCUGCACAAUCGCUCAUUCUGCUGCCAGAGCAAACGUCUGCAAAAUUGCUCUGGGGUACAUAUAUAAGGAGCCCUAUCCCAUUUGUUCAUCAUUCAAAAUGGUUAAAGCUUUAAUUGCAGUUACCUCGUAUAACGACGUCUUUUACGAAGACGGGGCAAAGACAGGAUUGUUCCUUACUGAGGCCUUGCACCCAUUUGAGGUGUUCAGAGCUCAAGGUUACGAUGUGGAUUUUGUGUCUGAAAAUGGAACUUUUGGCUAUGAUGAGCACUCGUUAAGCCCAGAUUUCUUGGAUGGAGACGACAAGAACAUUCAUCUCAAUGCUCACUCUGAAUUCAACAUUGGGUUGAAAAAUAUCAAAAAACCAUCGCAAGUCGAUGCUUCAGAAUAUUCCAUUUUCUUUGCCUCGGCUGGCCACGGCACAUUAUUUGACUAUCCAAAGGCCAGUGGCUUGCAAGAACUUGCUCAAAAAAUAUAUGCCAAGGGUGGAGUUGUUGCUGCUGUUUGUCAUGGACCUGCUAUCUUUGCCAACUUGAUUGACACCUCAUCUGGCAGACCAAUUGUUGAAGGCAAGACCGUUACUGGUUUCACCGACAAGGGAGAAGAACAGAUGCAAGUCGACAAGAUCAUGAAGAGCAAGAACUUGGAAUCAGUUGAAGAACUCUACAAAAGAUUGGGUGCAAAAUACUCGGCACCUAAUGGACCAUGGGAUGACCAUUCUGUUGUAGAUGGCAGAGUUGUUACUGGUGUAAACCCACAAUCAGCAAACUCCACAGCUAAGAAAGCGGUGCAAGUUUUGUCGGAAGUGAAGGGAAUUGAUAAGGUCACUGGUUAA
Molecule: messenger RNA, 864 nt
Organism: Meyerozyma guilliermondii ATCC 6260
Lineage: Eukaryota; Fungi; Ascomycota; Pichiomycetes; Serinales; Debaryomycetaceae
Gene: GLX3
Product: glutathione-independent methylglyoxalase
Exons: 1
Coding region: 1-864 (287 amino acids)
Molecular function (GO): glyoxalase III activity
Source: RefSeq, a predicted model, not a curated record